AUGCCUCUUCCGAAUGCACAACCGGUCAAGCUAGCUCAGAACCUAACAGUGCAGGCACCUCUUUCUCGAAAAGGACAUGGGCCGGGAAUUCUAAUUGUCCGGUCCUCCGUCAGCCUUGAUCAGCGGAAUACGGAAAAGACGUUGGACCCAGAGCCGCUUCAAAAGUGGGCUGAAGAAGGUUUUGUCUGUGUAGAGAUAGAGGUGCCUGAAGAUCUCCAAUCAAUGAAAGGUAUCUUUCACCAGGCUUUGAGCGCCCUAGAAAAUCAUAAUGAAUGCGACAAAAAGUCCUGUUAUGGUUUGAUAGUCUACUCACCAUCCUCUGUCCCAAACUUGACGCAAGUCAUCGAUAGCAUGGACGAUAUCAAAGCUGUAGUCUCAUAUGGUGCUCUAAAUGAACAAACGCAAAAGCCACAUCUUUACCACCUGGCAGAAGCCGGAUCAAAAUCCGCCUCAGAUAAUGAGACCGCCUACCGAUACUCGGAUGUCAAAUCUACGUCUUUCGUUAUUCCAUCGCACAAAGACUUCUCGUCGUCUGCGGCAACAAUUGCUCAUACGAGAUGUCUUGAAUUUCUGAAAAAUAAACUGGAUGGACCUUGGUUCGACCUUGAAGAGAUCUGGGAAGAGCACACUAGAUUUGAAUUUGAGACCCGUUCUGUUGAGGAGACUAUGGAUACCAUGGUCCAAGAACCAUAUGUGAACCAUAUACCAACAAUGACCGGAGGAGUCGGUAGAGAAGAGCUGUCUCGUUUCUACGCAAAUCAUUUCAUCUUCAACAACCCCGAUGACACUGCUUUGGAGCUUGUCAGUCGGACUGUGGGGAUUGACCGAGUUGUUGAUGAAUUCAUUAUGAGCUUUACCCAUGAUAAGAUGGUGGACUGGCUUAUUCCUGGGAUUCCACCGACCGGAAAGAAACUACGAAUUCCUUUCAUGGCGGUGGUAAACAUUCGUGGUGACCGGCUUUAUCAUGAACAUAUUAUCUGGGAUCAAUUGACUGUUCUUUUUCAGCUCGGUCUAAUGCCUGAAUAUCUCCCAAUCCUAUACAGCUUGCCAAAUGGACCGACUGCACCACCAGGUUGCAAGUUGGAAUACCGCGUUCCAGGUGCUGGUCAAGAAACAGCUGAUAAGAUGGUUGACGAGAGUAGUGUUCCUUCAAACGAAAUGUUUGAUUUUUCUGUUCGAUAG
This is a messenger RNA of Penicillium longicatenatum, 1182 nucleotides long. RefSeq names its product ester cyclase. Gene Ontology annotation, biological process: polyketide metabolic process. The record is from RefSeq and is a predicted model, not a curated record. The transcript is spliced from 3 exons. Bases 1 to 1182 code for a protein of 393 amino acids. NCBI's taxonomy places the organism in Eukaryota, Fungi, Ascomycota, Eurotiomycetes, Eurotiales, Aspergillaceae.